Messenger RNA from Lotus japonicus, 1509 nucleotides. Its product is annotated as transcriptional regulator SUPERMAN. The transcript has a single exon. Lineage: Eukaryota; Viridiplantae; Streptophyta; Magnoliopsida; Fabales; Fabaceae. The record is from RefSeq and is a predicted model, not a curated record. The coding region runs from base 72 to 827 and encodes 251 amino acids.
UUGUUGCCCCAAUUUCAUCCCCAUCACCAAUCUAGCUAUCCACCAUCUAUCUUAAAUGUCAGUGACAGUACAUGGCUGCAUCAGAGAUUGGCCUUCUCUCCAUGACUCAGAUCCAAAAAUUAUCACCAUCACCAUCAACAUCAUCACAACAUCCCCAACCAAACCCUAACUCCGCCUCUACCACCACCACCACGACCUCCGCCACUUGGAUGUGGAACCCUAGCAGCAGAGAGAACCACCGUGAGGAAGCUGAAGAAGAUGAGUCAUGGGAGGUCAGAGCCUUCGCCGAAGACACAAGGAACAUCAUGGGAACCACAUGGCCUCCGAGGUCCUACACCUGCACCUUCUGCAGAAGGGAGUUCCGUUCAGCCCAAGCUCUCGGCGGCCACAUGAAUGUCCACCGCCGUGACCGCGCUCGCCUCCACCAAGUUCACCCGCCCAGUUCCAUCCCCUCUCACCCUACACCACCCUUCAUAAACAUUCCACCUCAUCACCAGGACCUUGGUUUGUGCCUUCUCUAUCAUUUGCCAAGCCCUAAUAGUACUACUGUUCCCAAUCUUAAUGUAAAUGGAGAAUCUCCCUCUACUCUUCUCUCCAUCUCACCCUAUCAACCAAACAACUUGAUGAUGCAAACUUGCUCUUCACCAUCAUUUAAUUUUCCACUAGCUCAGGUUUCUUCACCUCAUAUCAAUGGCAGUGUUCCUUCUUACUUCUGCAACUCCACCACCAAACUGGAGCAACCUCCAACCUUAAGAUCUAUUGAUAAUGGCCACCUGGAAGAGCUUGAUCUAGAGCUCCGUCUCGGGCACAAGGCAACACCAACAUGACAAAGUUAUAGCAUGUUUGGACCAACUUCUAUUUUCUCAGAAUCAACUUUGUUGCCCGGAAUUAUGUUUUCGCCAGAAUUGAUUUUGACUUUAAAAUCAAUUAGAGAAGCAUUUCCUAACAUGCACUGAACUGAGUGGUUUUAUAGCUUGUGAGUCAAAUCAAAGUUGGACAAGUACUGUUAUUUGCACUCUGUGGUGGAGAUAUUGAACACCGAGAAUGUUGUAAUUUGUUCAUGUUUGAUACCAUAUUGUUCACUUUUUUUCAAGGGGUUCUUGAAUUUUUCAUUUUGUUUUGGUUGAUUUUAUCAGUGUGUGCGUGUUUUCAAUUUGUGACUGAAGGUGCACAUGGAGGAGCGCAGGUUGUGGGAGGGUGAAAGGAAAGGGGAGAAAGGAAAGGCACCACACAUGUAUAUUUUCAAAGAAUUAAAAAGAAAAUGUAAGUUGGUAUUGUAUUUUUGAAGAAUUUUUCAGAAUUUAAUAAUGGAAGAAGAUGAUUAGGGUUUUGAGAAAGACACUUGAAAAAAGUUGCAGUGAAGUGUCAUUUUCUGCCAUGUCUCUGGGCAUACAUUUCCGUGGGGAUUAUUAUUUUUCUAUCUUUAGCAUAAGUAAAUGGAGUAAUAUUGUAUUCACUAUUUACACCCUUAUUGUUUACUGAAAUCUUUAAAUAUGUCAAUUUCAUUCA